AACUUGACAUGUAUUCUGUCCCCCUUAAGUAUGUGAGGUCGUGCAGACACUGCAGCUGUGCUCUGACAGAGACCCCCAGGAUCUUGUAGGUGACUUGUCAGUCUGUCUGGAUGGCAUGCAGGUAGACCCAGAAACCUUUGUCUUGGCAGAGAGAGAACAAGCUGCUCUUCCAAAUGGAAAUACACGGCAAAAUGGAGAUACUGGUGACAGGUCAAGCGGAGGAUCAUCACCUUCAAGUGACUCGGAUGAAUGGGUCAUUGUACCAAAUGUGCAUGCUGUCAAUGGUACAAGUUCUCCCUCACGGUCUCCAGGGGGCUCCACUGCAUCACUUCCUUCUGGACCUACGCGACCGCCCCCUCCUAUGCGACAGAAACCGGCUGCUUCACCAUCCUCUUCUAGCAGUUCUUCUCCUAGUGAACUCAGCGAAGGCCCAGCUUCCGAUGGUUCCUCUCAGGCAUCAGCUAGUGGGUGUUCAGAUCAGCAGAAUGAAUCAAAUGCAAGAGCGGCAACAUCAAGUUCCUCACAGACAGCAAGUGUUCCUAAACAAGGGGCCAGUGCCUCAGCAACAAUUCCCAGGGUGGCUCCCAUAAACAAUGGUCCCUUGCCCCCAGGAUGUUUUUGCAAACUUGACAUUUGUAACGUUUUCUUUCUGGCUCAGCUUCAAGACCAGUUUGCAGCCACAGCCAGUAAAGAGUUUGACCCACUAGGACCUCUGCCUCACGGAUGGGAAAAGAGAACUGACACCAAUGGUAGAGUGUAUUUUGUCCAUCACCCAACUCGCAGGACACAGUGGGAAGACCCAAGGACCCAAGGGCUGCUGAAUGACAAGCCUCUGCCUGAGGGUUGGGAGAUGAGGUUCACUGUGGAUGGUAUUCCCUACUUUGUAGAUCACAAUAGGCGAACAACAACCUACAUUGACCCUCGCACAGGGAAAUCCUCACU
Messenger RNA from Neolamprologus brichardi, 942 nucleotides. NCBI's taxonomy places the organism in Eukaryota, Metazoa, Chordata, Actinopteri, Cichliformes, Cichlidae. The record is from RefSeq and is a predicted model, not a curated record.